Molecule: messenger RNA, 4032 nt
Organism: Xyrauchen texanus (razorback sucker)
Lineage: Eukaryota; Metazoa; Chordata; Actinopteri; Cypriniformes; Catostomidae
Product: hippocampus abundant transcript 1 protein-like
Exons: 12
Coding region: 189-1697 (502 amino acids)
Biological process (GO): transmembrane transport
Cellular component (GO): membrane
Molecular function (GO): transmembrane transporter activity
Source: RefSeq, a predicted model, not a curated record
GGAGAUACAUUGAUACAAGUGUGGCACCCAUUUAUCGGCGUACUGUCUGUUUUUACUGGAUUGAAAGAAGAGAAGAAAAAUAUUGAAUUCUUAUUUAGCAGCUUUCACGGCUGAACCCGGAGUUAAAGCUGGAAGGAGGCGGCGGAUCGCAGAUAUGCACGCAGCAGGAUGGAUUUUAUGUAACUCAAAUGCAACGUGAUGAGAUAACGAUGAAGAUGAUGAUGAUGGCCCAGGGCGAGAAAGAUCCGAAACAUACCAACCAAGUCGUACUGGUCAAGAGAAUUAUUAUGAAGCAUGACAACCCGGUCCAGCAGGGUUUUGGGAAGCCCAGCGUGUAUCACGCUGUUGUGGUCAUCUUCCUGGAGUUCUUCGCUUGGGGUCUCCUCACAACGCCAAUGCUUACUGUUUUACAUGAAACAUUCCCCAAACACACCUUCUUAAUAAAUGGCCUCAUUCAGGGAGUGAAGGGUCUGCUGUCAUUCAUGAGCGCUCCAUUAAUCGGCGCUCUGUCAGAUGUUUGGGGCAGACGAUCGUUCCUUUUGGUCACGGUGUUCUUCACAUGUGCUCCUAUUCCACUCAUGAGACUCAGUCCGUGGUGGUACUUCGCCAUGAUAUCUGUGUCCGGCGCUUUUUCCGUCACCUUCUCGGUGAUCUUUGCUUACAUCGCAGACGUGACGGAUGUACGUGAGAGGAGUACGGCGUAUGGACUCGUUUCUGCGACAUUUGCGGCGAGCCUGGUGACGAGUCCUGCCAUCGGCGCAUACCUCUCGGCCAGUUACGGGGAUAAUCUGGUGGUGCUGUUGGCGACGCUCAUCGCUCUGGCCGACAUCUGCUUCAUACUGCUGGCCGUCCCAGAGUCACUGCCGAAUAAAAUGAGACUCAACACAUGGGGAGCGCCCAUAUCCUGGGAACAGGCCGAUCCGUUUGCUUCUUUGCGUAAAGUCGGGCAGGACACAACAGUUCUUCUCAUCUGUAUAACGGUGUUUUUGUCGUAUCUCCCCGAGGCAGGGCAGUACUCCAGCUUCUUCCUCUACUUGCGUCAGGUCGUUAACUUCUCACCCAAAACGAUCGCCGUGUUCAUCGGCGUGGUGGGAAUCCUCUCCAUCGUGGCGCAGACGCUGUUUCUCACUUUAUUAAUGAGGACCAUCGGGAACAAGAACACGGUUCUGUUGGGUUUGGGUUUCCAGAUUCUGCAGCUGGCCUGGUAUGGUUUAGGAUCAGAGCCGUGGAUGAUGUGGGCGGCCGGCGCGGUGGCAGCUAUGUCCAGCAUAACAUUCCCCGCAGUGAGCGCUUUAGUGUCACGCAGUGCAGAUCCGGAUAAACAAGGACUGGUUCAGGGAAUGAUAACCGGAAUUCGGGGUCUCUGCAACGGUUUGGGUCCCGCGCUGUACGGCUUCAUUUUCUUCCUCUUUAACGUAGAGCUGAGCGGAAUUACAUCGAUUGAGCCUGGCUAUGCAAUCCCCCUACAGACCCCCACAGAGAAGACAGCAAUCCCUGGUCCGCCAUUCCUCCUUGGCGCCUGCACGGUGGUGGUUGCGUUUGUAGUCGCUCUGUUCAUCCCAGACGACCCAACACCGCCAGCGUCUUCCUGCCCGAGCCGUAAGACCAGCACGAGUCUGGCGGGAGCCCACACCAACACACUGCUGCCGGGGAGCGACGAAGACUUCGAACCUCUGUUGGAGGACAGCAAUGUGUGACUGAUUCCAGAAAUGAAAUGAUGUUUGGAAUAGAGAAACGAAAGCAUCAAAACAUCACAAACCCUCCCCCGUUCAGAGACUUACAUUUUGGAGCGUGCAGUAUUUAUUUUGUCUGUUUUAUUCUGAUUUAUCGGUUUUGAAUGGGUAUCGGUCACAAACCGAUAUCGGCUUUUAUUGAGCAUUGUACAUCGUUUUACUUUAAAUACACAACUGAAUCAAAACUCUAAGGGCUUGAUAAUUGGGAUCAGAUAUGCCGUUGUGGAAACAGAGGUGCGUUCUGAUUGGUUCUCGAGGAACUUAAGUUUGAUUGGUACUACUGGAGUUACAGUCCAGAGCUCUUCAUGUAUAUAGAUCUUCGGGCGAAGUGCAGUAAAGUGUGUCGUUGAUGGAGCUCGUGGUGACUUGAAGCUUAUCGUUGUAGUUGGCGAGAUGCCGUGGUGUCCGUACACAAGCCUUAAAGUCACAUAUCCUGAGUGGAAUGAAAAGGUCUGAAUAGAUUAGAAAUGCAUCCGAUUGCAAGUGCAUGAUGAGUAUUUGUGGUGAUCUUAACCAAAGCGAAGAUAUUAGUGCACCAGAGGUUUGGCCUACAGUAGUUACUGAUGCUAGCAUAGUUAUUUAGGCCAGUUGGUUGUAUCAUAUGGACACAAGUUGCGUGAAAUGUGUGUGUGAGUAGGUAAACAUUCUAUGCAGCAGUGUAGGGAAAAGUCAAAAUCUUUUGUCUCAAGAUUUAGUCAACUUGAAAUCAAAACUGACCCCAUUUACUAGAGAUAGACCGAUAUAUCGGUUUUACCCAUAGACUGUAAAAAAAGAUGGACGACGUCCCUUCGCUCUUUUCCAUUGGUGAGAACUGAAGCCGCCAGUGUCCCGACAUGGCGCUGACAUCUUGGGACUUGAGUCUGCGCAGUUGCGAUUUCGGGACCAAACCUGCGCAGUAGUGAGCAGGAAGUAAAGCCGCGAAAUCAAGGCCCCGCCCUCACUCUCGCUGAAUCAAUCGCAAGCACACGCCCCUGCACUUUUGACUUAUGACGGUGUGAAAUAAUUAAUUAUAGAAAUUUAGAUAUUACAUUUAAAGCUCCAAUCUCCUCAGUCCUCCGAAGAUCCUGAAAAAAAGUCAGUUGGUGCUUCAGUGACUACUUCGCUCAGAGAACCUGUCAAUCACAGCUGUCAAUCAUGAUGUCACAGCAGCGUUUUUAUAGCAUCAAAUAACUAAAAACAAACUUAUUUUGAAAACAAACACUUGAAAUGACAUCAACGUGAUAGAAACGACAGUAAAUGACAGAAACUAUCUUUGGAAAAAAGAUAUGUGAAGUGUAAUUGAAUUGUUUAGUUGGUCUCACGUCCCGUUGAAUAACAUGGGGAGGCGGGGCUUAUGACCUAUACUAGGACCAGUCACCGGGGGGCGAUCGAGACGUUUUGGCUUCACUUUUGAGGGCUUGUGCGACACACUUGGUUUUACCGAUUAACCGGUGGCGAUUUUUUUGCAGAGAGUGGCCAGUUGUUUUUGUUUUUUUUACAUUUAUUUAUUUAUUUUUUUAUUCCUCUGUGUUUCUCUAUGGCCAGUGCUGGAAGACACAACAUAUAAAACGGAUUGGUGCUAUAGUAUAACAGCGGAUACAAACAAACAAAAUAUGAACAAUCACGGACCUCAUGGGGAUUUAAAUUUAGCAUCAUUGAUAAUAUUCAUCCAUAUUUGUAUCCUCACUUCAAUGCAUAUUUUGUUAUUCUGAUUAAAUCAGAUAAAUCAAGUAUUUUAAAUUGAAGUGAGGUCAUGCAAAAUAAAUAAAUAAAUAAAUACUAUAUGGAAACGUGCACAUCAGCACAUACCGUCAGCACAUACCCAAGUUCUCCGACUUCAUCUGGUGAAUAUAAAGGCAAUAGAAAGCUCAAUUUGGUAAAUACUUAAUAUAGAGCAUUGUAAUGGGGGCAAGUCUCUGCCAUUUCAAAAUAAGAGUCCCCAAUGUGUUAUCAUUAUUAAUCCCGCGUUAUGCAUCAAAUCUUAAUUUUUAUUGGGAAUUUGGUUGAACGACAAACUGCAUUCAGGAUUUUAUUUAUAUUAUAUUUUAGACUUGGAGUCUUUGUGUGUUGGCCCCGGGGACAGAUUACCGACCGGGCCAAUGGGGCUAGUGCCCAGGGGCCCUUGACUACCAGGGGGCACUUGACUGCUUGAUUUAGGAAGUUUAAUGGGUUGCGAAUGCCAUUUCAUGUUGACUUUACGCUUGUGCUCAGAGAAUAAUGGUGCAUUACUCAUGUUUAACUACAUCUGGUCUUUUAAAUGGUACAAUAUUACUGUGACAGGGCGGAGGGUGGGUCGUGAUUGCAAACACCCGUCCCCUAA